AUGCCACCAAACAAACGAGUCAAGAUUUCCCACGGCGGCCCUCCGCCCAAGGCCAACCGCCAGAAGGAGGCAUCUCCCGCCGAGUCUGUCGAGUCCACGUUCGAGUCGGAGCAGGAGCCGGAGGAAGAUGUCACCGCCAGCAAAGCUGAGAGCGCAAAGACCUUCAAGGACCUCGGCAUUGUCGAUUCUCUUGUUGAAGCCUGCGAUCGGCUCGGCUACACAAACCCUACACCCAUUCAGGCGCAAUCGAUCCCUCAUGCGCUGCAGAAUAGAGACGUCAUUGGAUUGGCCGAGACUGGAAGUGGAAAGACAGCCGCUUUUGCGCUGCCCAUCAUUCAAGCACUCCUCGAUAAGCCCAGCCAUCUGUUCGGUCUUGUCCUCGCGCCCACAAGAGAACUGGCAGCCCAGAUCGCCGCCAGUUUCGAAGCCCUAGGCUCGCUAGUGAACCUUCGAGUCGCAGUCAUUGUCGGUGGGCUGGACAUGGUCGCCCAGGCAAUCGCCUUGGGCAAGAAGCCUCAUAUUGUAGUGGCUACACCUGGACGCUUGGUUGAUCAUCUCGAGAAGACAAAAGGGUUCUCUCUGCGUUCGCUCAAGUACCUGGUCAUGGACGAGGCAGACAGACUGCUAGAUAUGGAUUUUGGACCCAGCAUCGACAAGAUCCUCAAGUUCAUUCCUCGCGAACGUCGAACUUUCCUCUUCUCCGCCACCAUGAGUUCCAAGAUCGAGAGCCUGCAGCGAGCUAGUCUGCGCGACCCCGUGCGUAUCAGCAUCAGCUCCAGCAGCCACCAGACUGUGUCGACCCUCAUCCAAAACUACAUCUUUUGCCCCCACAACAAGAAAGACACAUACCUCGUCUACCUAGUAAACGAAUACUCGGGGAAGAAGAUAGUUCUGUUCACUAGAACAGUCACAGAGACACAAAGACUCGCCAUCCUGCUCCGUACCUUGGGUUUCGGGGCUAUCCCGAUCCAUGGGCAGCUGAACCAGACGGCACGUUUGGGCGCGCUGAACAAAUUCCGGGCAGGCUCUCGCGAUAUUCUCGUCGCCACCGACGUUGCGGCCCGAGGUCUCGACAUCCCUCUAGUUGACGUAGUCAUCAACUUUGACAUCCCGUCUGACAGCAAGACAUACGUCCACAGAGUAGGUCGUACGGCACGUGCGGGAAAAUCCGGCAAGGCCAUUACCAUAAUGACCCAGUACGAUCUUGAGAUUUACCUACGGAUCGAGGCAGCUCUGGGCAAGAAAUUGCCCGAAUACCCGACCCAGAAGGACGAGGUGGAUGUGUUCCAGACGAGAGUCGAGGAAGCUCAAAGAGUCGCCCGUAUAGAGAUGAAGAACAUGAUGGACGCCAAGGGCAAGCGGGGUACGGCCUUCAAGGGCGGCAAAGGUGGCAAGAGGCGUCACGACAACAUGGACGCCGAGGAGGGAUGA
Molecule: messenger RNA, 1431 nt
Organism: Colletotrichum gloeosporioides
Lineage: Eukaryota; Fungi; Ascomycota; Sordariomycetes; Glomerellales; Glomerellaceae
Product: ATP-dependent rRNA helicase RRP3
Exons: 5
Coding region: 1-1431 (476 amino acids)
Molecular function (GO): nucleic acid binding; RNA helicase activity; ATP binding
Source: RefSeq, a predicted model, not a curated record